CAGGAUAUAUAAACUCUCCGUUGAGUGUGUAGUGGGGUUUGACGGCGGGGGAGCGCAGUUUAGGACUCCAUCGUAUGAAAUUACCGCCUUAGAGAACAUUUGUUAUUUUUCUGACCUUCUUGGCUACUUGAAGAACGAAGGUCUGACUGUGUUAUAUAUUUGUAACUUAAUCGUAAAUCUAACAGAGACUGAAAAAGUUGUCUAAUGCCUUGCUGAUGUUUUAAUGUCACUGAACAUCCACAAAAGCCAUAACUUGCUCAAUAUUUAUCAAAAACGCUCAAUACAGAGCGCAUUGACAAUGCCCUUGGAUCUGGGGAUGUACGACAGUGGCGCGGAUUAUAAAUCCCAAAAGCAAUGCCAAAAAACCUCGUUUGCGUUUUAUCAAGCUGUACGGGACCUGUUACCGGUAUGGGUCCUUGAGGACAUGCGGACCAUGGAGGUGUUUCAUUGGGAAGACGACGGACGGGCGUGCGCGUUUUCCCCGUCGGAGGCUUUCCUGUACGCGCUGGUGCACGAUCACCAGCAGUACGCGCGUUAUCUACUCAACAGGUUCUCCGUGCGCGCGCUGGAGAUGCCCAGCAGAAGUUUCUGCUGCUGCCAGGCGUCCACCGCGCAGCACCUCACCAUCGCCGUCCGCUACAAUCGCAUCAACAUCAUCCACAUGAUCAUGGACACCAUCAAAGACUUCACAGACUGCGAGAGGCAGAGUUAUCUGAAUCGACGCGGGUGCGUCCACACGGACGGCAGCAAGACCGCGCUGCAUCUCGCGUGUGACCUGGUGCGCCCCGAGUGCUUGAUAUUGCUGCUUGGACACGGCGCGUCCCCGUACGCAACUGACGUUACGGGGAACACGCCCCUGGACUGUUUACUCCACCAAAUCUGCCAGAGUGACUUUGACAUGCGGACGAAGCACGUUUGCCUCGGCUACCUCAUUUUAUUCAUGCCCAAAUUACGUUUCCAGACGAAGGGACAGCUGCAGGACAAUGCAGAUAUGUGGAAGAGCCUCAUAGGAGAGCAAGCGUUCCGAUGGCUUUCUGGAUCAUCACCUCCUUCAUUGUUUGUUCAGGCCAUGCAGAAGCUCAGCCAGUCCAUACCUAUAGAGCAGCUGAACUCACUCCCUGACUUUCUCAAACCUCUUGACUUUAGACUGGAUCAAGCUUAAAAUGAACACGGUUGUCAAACUGCGUGCAUGGUCUUGAAACGUUCAUGCUAGAAAGUUUUUUGAAAGUGCUCUGUGAAUAUGUGAAUAGUUUGGUGCAUUAUAGCAGUGGUUCUCAACUCCAGUCCUC
This is a messenger RNA of Paramisgurnus dabryanus, 1289 nucleotides long. RefSeq names its product ankyrin repeat domain 9 (gene ankrd9). NCBI's taxonomy places the organism in Eukaryota, Metazoa, Chordata, Actinopteri, Cypriniformes, Cobitidae. The record is from RefSeq and is a predicted model, not a curated record. Gene Ontology annotation, molecular function: protein binding.